GUACCGGGCAGGCCGGAGAGUGAAUCUCGGUUGCGGGGGGAACUCCGAACUCGAUGUCAAUUUACUCCGUCACCGGGGCUAACACCCAAGUCCUAACACAGCAGCUCAAAACGACUUUUGCUUGUCUUGCUGCCCAUGAAUGCCCGAGCCUGGAGGGAAAAGAUCUGAGAUAGGGAAAUGGCGGGAAGUGGUCGACCAAAGACGGGGAAUGCGACUACGGUCCUGACGAAACGCAAUGGACCUGGUAGAUCACUUCUUUCGACGUUUCAUAAUAGAUCUGGAGGUGCAACAACGACGGCAACGAAAGAAACGAAAUCAAUGACAGCGACAGCGACAGCAAGGACAGCGACAGCAAGGACAGCGACAGCAAGGACAGCGGCAGCAACGACAGGAAGGACAGAAAAGACAGAAAAGACAGCGGCAGCAGCAGCAUCAGCAGCUCCAGGAUCAGCACAGGAUGGAGCUCUGGAGCUGGCAAGAGUAGCGGCUCGAAAACGUGGCCCGAGUCCGCCGGUUGACGCUGAGCCUUUGAGCUCCGAUGACGAAUUGGCGUCCCAGUCGGAGCUCCGUGCAAGGAACAACUCGCAAUCGCAAAAGUCCCAAACAGUUUCGGCCAAAUUUCAUGGGGCGUCAAUGCCUCGAGCACAGCGCCAGAGUCCUGGAGUCAAUGACGAACCUAUGAGUUCGAGCGAUGACGAGCUUUCGCAAAGUCAACAACAAGAACAGCAGCAGCAGAAGCGGGAACAACAGGGACAACGGGGACAACGAGGGCGCGGAUACCCACAAACACGUGGCCAGCUUACAAGGUCUAUAAGACCGCCCCGGUUUGGAGGAAAGUAUAGAAGAUUCGGCGAGCCCGAGGAUUCAGAGGAGGACAAAGCUGGCGAGAACGGAGAAACUACCGUUGCGUCUGAAGGCAAGGCGAAUGGAAGCCAAUCGUCGUCAUCCUCCUCCGCGGCGUCUUCUGGGCUUCCGUCUCAGAAAAGUGGAGGGAAGCGGCCAAGCGCGGCAACAGAUGGCGCGGGAGACGAAUUAACAGACGAGUAUGGAUGGAUCAUAUCCUCGCAGUCCUCCGGACGAGCGCGGCAGAAAAGAUUGAGGUAUUCUGGUUCGGUGUCGAAUAUUCAUACCAAGAGUUCGCAAACAGGCAGAGCCCAAAAAUAUGGAAAGGAAGGGCGGUCAAAAUCUAGAGAACAGUCUACAGGUUCCGAGGGAAACUCUUCUGGGGCCUCAAAUGGUCAAACGGGGUCAAAACCAAACGAUCACAAAUUUGUAGAUCCAUUAGAAAAGCACUACGCUUUACAAAAGCGACUCCAGACGUCCGGAAACGGGGACGAAGAAGAUGAUAAUACUUCGUCAAAGGCCCAGUUCCGCAUGCCAAAAUAUGAACAGCGCCACGAGCCAUCCGACACCCCAAUAAAUAAACCAGAAUUCACCAUGCCACCGCUUACUGAUACUCCGUGGCACAAGUCUCAAAUUAGAUCCAAGGAUUCUCAGCCAUCAAACAACUCUCCUAAACUCCCACGCGCUACAUUCAAACAUUUCGACGUUGAUGCUCUAGCUGGGAAGAUUCUCACCGACAAAAAGCAUACAAAAGAUAUCGAAAGCCUGUUCCAGGACUCAACAAACUCACCGCCAUCAUCAUCACAACCCAAUUCCCAAGCCAACAACAACUACGACUCCUCCGCCGGCGAUGCAUAUCCCUUCUUCUCCCGCAGUUCCUCAAUUGCACUAAGUUCUCUCCCCAGUUCCCCUAGCGCAGUAUCUUUUGACAACAACGACGACAACGACGACACUCCCCGUCCCAAAUACUCUAGAACUUCUCCACCCACGCACCCUCCUAACCAUCGCAACACCCGCUCCUCUUCCCCGUCGCCCCGCUGCCCCUUUUGCCGCACCCCCGUCGACACGGCCUUCUGGGAGACCCACGGCGAAGGCAUGAACAUGGCAAAGUUAAAAAACCAAAUGCGCUUCUGCCGAAUGCAUAAAGAACAGUCCUCCAAACUCGAAUGGGCCGCCAAGGGCUACCCCACCAUCGACUGGGCCCGCCUCCCUGCCCGUCUGGAGAAAUACCAUCCCCGCAUCCUUGCCGUGCUGGAGAAUUCCCAGCCGUCGUAUUAUCGAAACGUGCUCGAGACAACGAUGAAGUCGGGCAAGAACCGCACCCUCGCGCAGAGUAUCAUGGCGAGUACGUUUCAUGAGCUGACGCCGGGGUAUUAUGGCUCCCGGGGGGCCCGUGUCAUGAUGGACCACAUCAUGACGCACUUCGCCCCGCAGAUCCGCAAAGCCGUCAGUUCCGACCGCGUCGCGGCCUUUGGCGGCCCCUCGGGCUUCGUCCAGGCCGUCCUCGUGCCCGAGCUCGCCGUCAUGUUGGUCAAAGAAGACAUGCACAUACCUGACCGCCCCAACAACUCCAACUCCAACUCCUAUUCCAACUCCAACUCCAACAACAGCUCCAACUCCACCUCUCAUUCCAACUUCAACUCCAACUCCCAGUCCAACGACAACGGCGACAGGGACAAUGACAAAGACACCAGGGACAACGAAAGUAGUGAUGAGCAAGCCCGGCGCAUCCUCCGGGAGAGUAUCGAGAUUGGCGACCUGCUGAACGAAGAGGAAGAAGACCGGGUGCAUGCGAUUCAAUUUGAUCAUGGCUUUGGAGGGCGGGAAAUUAUCUCGUGAUUCAUACCCACUAGUUUCUUCUUUUUGAUCCCCUUUUCCCUCCCUCCCUUCUUUCUCCCUCGGUUUUCUAAAAGAUUUUUUUUUGUUUUCUCAAAAGGGGCUUGAUUUACUUUAGUUUCAGCGAGAUGCCCCCAUGUAAAAAAAUUGCCAUUUAACAUUUAGAUUUUUCUACUACUCUACUAGAAGACUGCAUGUACGGAGAGGUACGUGCACAUGGCGCGUGUAUACUAUACCCUAUUAUCCUCUCCUUUUGACCGUUUCAGCAGGCGUAAAUUUAUACAUUUGGUUUUUUUUUUCCUUUCGGGUCAAGGCGUGUGUGUACCGGC
This is a messenger RNA of Xylona heveae TC161, 3008 nucleotides long. RefSeq lists its product as hypothetical. The transcript is spliced from 4 exons. The record is from RefSeq and is a predicted model, not a curated record. The coding region runs from base 178 to 2682 and encodes 834 amino acids. NCBI's taxonomy places the organism in Eukaryota, Fungi, Ascomycota, Xylonomycetes, Xylonales, Xylonaceae.